AUGGCGACUGGUGAGCGGGAGGUGGUGCCGCCUCUGUGGUCAGUGGGAGCCCGGUUGGCGGCCCUGCUUCCCGACUUGCUGGUCUUCCGGAAGCCCCGCGGAUCGAAACCCGAGCUUGCCACGGCCCAGGGCGUCCUCCUAGGCGUCCACGUGACGGGAUUUACAGCAUUAAUGGACAGGUUCAGUCUGACCUGCAAAUCGGAACAUGACAUGGAUAAACUGGCCCACAUCUUCAGUUAUUACAUUAGUGACAUCGUGGAGCAUAUUCUCUGUUUUGGAGGUGAUAUCCUAAAUAUCACAGGGAAUGUGCUCCUGGCACUCUGGACAGUGGAACGGUGUCAACUGAGUGACAUCAUUACCCUGGUGGCAAAAUGCAGUCUGGAGAUACAGGAGAAAUUUGGAAUCUACCAUACCAGAGAAGGCCAGGACCUGCACCUAAAGAUAGGUAGUAGCUCCUAAAAUAGUGAUCCAAUUGGAAGAAGGAAAAAAAAAAAGUACUGUGAAAAAUUCAAAAGACAAAUGACAAACUGGGAAAAAAUAUCUGCUACGCAUGUAGACAAAAGGGUGAAUUUCCCUUGGAAAUCAAGAAAAGAGUAGCAUUCUAAGAGAAAAACGGACAAAGGACAUGAGUAAAUAGUACAUAGACAAAGAAAUAUAUGUUUUUUAACAUGUAAAAUGAUGGUCAACUUUACUCAUAAUAAGAAAAAGGCUAAUUGAAAGUACAUUGAGAUUAUCUUUCUUACCUAUAGAUAGGCAGAAAGGCAGAUGCUGGAUAAUACACUCUGUUGGUGAAUUUGUGAGGAAUGGAGAAUAGUACUUCUACAGAGGGUGAUUUGGUAAUCUUUAUCAAGAUUACACGUGCAUUUAUUCUUUAACCCACCAGUCCCUGUUCUGGACAUUUCUCCUAUAGGUAUACCUGCACAUGUCUGAAAUGUCAUAUGUAUAAGGCUAUUUAUUGCAAUACGGUUUGUAAUAAAAGACUAAAAAAUCCAUCUAAAUAGGAGACAGAUUAAAUAAACAAUAAUAUGUCUUCUCAGUGAGAUUCUCUGCAAUUUUUAAAAAAUAAGAUGUUUUAUAUGGCAUCUCUCACGUCCUGUGGAUCCUUUUUGGUUCUUUUGUUUUUUGUUUUAUUGAGGGAUAAGCAACACUGUACAUAGACAUAUUUAUACACUUCUGAAACCAGCACCAUAAUCAAGAUAAUGAACAUAUCCAUCACUCAAAAGUUUUCUUGUGCUCCUUGUACAACCUUUCUCCAUCACUCCCUUCCCCCUUCCCUAAGCAACCACCAAUAUU
Molecule: messenger RNA, 1293 nt
Organism: Cynocephalus volans (Philippine flying lemur)
Lineage: Eukaryota; Metazoa; Chordata; Mammalia; Dermoptera; Cynocephalidae
Product: adenylate cyclase type 10-like
Exons: 4
Coding region: 1-459 (152 amino acids)
Cellular component (GO): cytoplasm
Molecular function (GO): adenylate cyclase activity
Source: RefSeq, a predicted model, not a curated record